Molecule: messenger RNA, 156 nt
Organism: Diversispora eburnea
Lineage: Eukaryota; Fungi; Glomeromycota; Glomeromycetes; Diversisporales; Diversisporaceae
Source: the annotation of a GenBank genome assembly
AUGCAUCUCAUAACUAUUAGUGACUUGGCAUUAUGGACCUUUCGAAUCAAAAAGAACUCCAACGCAUGCCUCUUCUCGGUGGCAUCAGCAUCACGUUUGAAGUUGGCAGCCUCUGAUUCAGGGUUACGUUUGUGGACCCCAGAUGGGUUUAUAUAG